Messenger RNA from Staurois parvus, 247 nucleotides. The record is from the annotation of a GenBank genome assembly. Lineage: Eukaryota; Metazoa; Chordata; Amphibia; Anura; Ranidae.
CCUAACAAUGCCAGUCAGUGCCACCUAGCAGUGCCACCUAUCAGUGCCAUUAGUGCCUCCUCAUCAGUGCCCAUCAGUGAAGCCUAUCAGUGCCCAUCACUGCAGCCUCAUUAGCGCACCGUAGUGAAGGAGAGAAAUCACUUAUUUACAAAAUGUUAUAAUAAAAAACUAAGAAAAACAUUUUUUUUUUUCAAAAUGUUCAGUUGUUUUUGGUUUAGCAAAAAAUAAAAAACCCAGAGGUAAUUAA